This is a messenger RNA of Melampsora larici-populina 98AG31, 1293 nucleotides long. RefSeq lists its product as uncharacterized. The transcript is spliced from 3 exons. The record is from RefSeq and is a predicted model, not a curated record. Lineage: Eukaryota; Fungi; Basidiomycota; Pucciniomycetes; Pucciniales; Melampsoraceae. The coding region runs from base 1 to 1293 and encodes 430 amino acids.
AUGAAAUACCUUUACCCACCUUUGGUGAUGCCGCAAUGUGCGAUGUUUCUUGAGCUAUCCACGUAUUGUGUUGCCACUACUAAGCACUCCCCCGCUCAAAGGGCCACAGUAACUGCGGUUGGAGAAAGCCCUCCCAGAGGCUUUCAUUCCUGGCUAAGGUCAAGAGGUCUUACUGCUGUAAACAGCUCCGGUCCUGCGGUUCCGUCCGCCCAAAAUAUCACAACCAUGUUGGCCAAGAAAACUCCAGUCGUACCAUCUGCACCAUCAAACUCUGUCGGGAAAGUCAAAGAUAAGUCUACUGCAGACAAGGUCUGGAUCCAAGUAGACUCGACCAAAGAUAAGGACGACAAACCUGUUACAGCUGACAAGAAGACUGUCAAAGUUAGUGAUGCUGGUAUUGAAGUGAACGACCUUGUUGCUUUAUCCCCGUACUUUGAGUCUAAAAUAAAGCCCGUCAACGGUUACGUUUCUCUUGCGGUGUUUAACAGCAUGUGGUUGAAACAAGAUCUUAUCUGUUACUCCUUGCGGUCAAAAACAAUGAAGAAAGGCGAUGAAGACAAAUACACCGGUCUCCCUAUCCCUGACAAAUGGAAAUUGAGCUUUGGUGAAUGGGUCACCGCAUUCAACUUAUUCGUCGCUUACCUACGUCAUUACAAACACAACGACCUCGCCAACAAAUUUCUGAUUCAUUGUGAAAAUGUCUUAGCAAUCAAACGUGAACGUGUUUCCUGGAUAAUGGCCUUUUGCUACAACCAAGCUAUACAAACUACUGUGAUGACGUUCAGAAAUUCAGAUGGCAAGUUAGCUAAUCCAGCUGUGCGAGAUGAAUCUAGAGAACGUGAAGCACAAAAUGAGACUGAACGCUUAGGAGAAAUGAUACCCUGUUACGCCGAAAUAAAUCCAUACUCAGAUGGUCAGCCUAAGGCACAUAUCAACCCCAUCACUGGAGAAAUCAACAAUUAUCACAAUCAGAGUACCUAUACUGGCGGAAACACCAAUGGAAUACAGCCACUCACCACGGUAAACCAAAUGCCAGGUCCUGGGCUCACUCAAACCAACACUCAUUUGAGAUCCAACGGUAGAAACGUUAGAGGACGCGGUCGAGGUGGUGGUUGGUUCUCUCAAGGAAAUGGUGGGUGUGAUAAUCGUGACAAUGAUCGAGGUCGUGAUAACGACUACUAUGACAAUUGUCAAGCUGAAGGUAGUGGCUCCUGGCGUCGUGACAAGAGGAGAGAUGAUUGUAAAGGUGAUCCUAGUGGACCCAAAUAUGGUGGCAAUGGGAAGGCAAAGUAA